Messenger RNA from Frankliniella occidentalis (western flower thrips), 1981 nucleotides. RefSeq lists its product as uncharacterized. The coding region runs from base 605 to 1888 and encodes 427 amino acids. NCBI's taxonomy places the organism in Eukaryota, Metazoa, Arthropoda, Insecta, Thysanoptera, Thripidae. The transcript has 2 exons. The record is from RefSeq and is a predicted model, not a curated record.
AGGCACUCUCGAGCCUCACCCUGUGAAGCCCGAGUUCGCCUUCGUGCUCAGCAAGCAAGCCAGCGAGUCAGCGAUCCAACCAGCCAGCCAGCCAACGUCGUACAGCGUCGCCGCCCCCCGCCCUCCUAGCCAGCACCUCUGACCUGACAGUGUCAUCACUUCUUUAAAAUGGCGGCCGGGUUCGGUGUUUUCAACGUGAUGAGCCACGUCACCCCCUUCGUCGCGGCCCGCGACAUAACCCUAGGGCAACACUUCGUUGCCGUGCGUAUGGGAAAGACGACCACUAAGUUCGGGGAGCGCCUUUAUUGCGAUCAUUUUGAUAAAUACGGGAAGAAAAUGAGGCUAGUUCUACCAAAACGCUAUGAUGGCUUUCCUGAUCGCGAUAUCGAUGAAAUCAAUGAACAAAUAGAUGACGGGAAGCCCCCCGUCAUUGUGCCCAUAAAGAAAAUAGGAGAGGGGUUUAUUUUUCAAAUAUACCCCUUCGGCGAGGUGCCGGAGCUCCCCGCGGCCCGUCGCGCAGUAGAGUCAGCGGCAGCAGCACCCCCCGCCGCGCUUUAACAACAGCACCUGAUUGUCGCAGCGCUGGGCCCGCUCCUCGCUCUUCAUGUCACAAUGGCAACGGAUUCGCGACUUCCUGGACUUGGUCAACGAACCCAACAUGCACCAGCAGCACCAACAACACGGCGACGGUGGAGAAGAGAACGAGCAAGAGUCCUCUCCCGAAGUUCUGCUGGAAGGCAUUUCAUGGGUAACAAAUGAAAUAUUCAAUGGGUUUCUAAGGACGCACACUCUCAAUGUUAAUCUAAGCGUUGACCCGGCUAUUGUACUUAUUGGGGAAAGGGAGAGAGCGUGUGAACUUAUAACAAUAGAUUUUAUGUAUCAUAAUGGAGUUAAAUUUCAUCUUAAUCUUAAUGUCGAAAUGACAAAAGUUGAAUUGACAACGGGGGAUAUAACUAGUACAAAGCCAUAUUUUGCAAGUAAAACAGUAACCGUUGUAAACAUUGAUCAAAUAUUUAAUUUCUAUGAAGAAUGUGUAAUGCAAAUUUCUGAAAAAAUUGCAAACUUUAACGAGAAUGGGUCAAAUUUUACUGUGUACAGAGUAAUUAAGUUUGAAAUUCAUACUGUGGGAUAUAGGCCACUGUCUGCCGGCAGUUUCCUUCCUCUUCCUCCUCAUGUUCAAAGUAAAAAAGCAUGUAUAAAUUUAAAAAACUCAGAUAACAGAUGCUUUCUCUAUUCAGUGCUACUGGGUCUGAAUAUAGAAAAUGUCAAUGUUAAACGAGUUGCAGAAAAACCUUCUCUUCUCCUUAAGUACGAGGAUCAGCUUGAUAUGACUGGUAUUAAAUACCCUGUAAAACUAUGUCAAAUUAACAAAAUUGAAAUUCAAAAUAAAAAUAUCGCAUUAACAAUAAUUGGAUACUCUAAAUCUGACGGUUUUUUCCCUUUGCGAACCUCUAAGGCGCUUCUUGAUCCGCAUAGAACUCGUGUGGAUCUGUUAUACAUUAAACCAGAAACCACUGAUGGUAGUGCUAGGAAGAGGAAGAGGAAGGGGAGGUCUCCAGGCAGGUCGUAUGUGCUAGACGAGGCCAGGGAUGACGAUGACGAUGACGAUGAAGAGGAAGAAGAGGAGGAAGGGGAGGAAGAAAAUGACGGAGAGACUAAAAAUACUGGUCAUUAUAUUUUUAUUAAAAAUCUCAACCGUCUCCUCUCCCAGUGUAAGUCGAAAAAAAAUGGGCGUAAAUUCACCUGUCGGAAUUGUUUCUAUCAAGCAAGUUUUAAAUUAUAUCUUACGGCUCAUGAAAAACAUUGUCUAUCAAUGGACUGUCAAAGGAUUGAUUUCCCCCUGAAGGGAAAAAUGAAAUAUCUUUCAAACAUGCACGUUACACUUUAAAAAGACCUUACGUCUGCAUAGCUGACUUUGAAAUGUUCGUGUUACCUGAGGCGCACGGCCAAUCGCGUCAUGUGCCUAUGGCUGUUUCAUUUC